This is a messenger RNA of Drosophila hydei, 603 nucleotides long. RefSeq names its product protein Mabiki. Lineage: Eukaryota; Metazoa; Arthropoda; Insecta; Diptera; Drosophilidae. The transcript has a single exon. The record is from RefSeq and is a predicted model, not a curated record. The coding region runs from base 1 to 603 and encodes 200 amino acids.
AUGGAAAUGUCCAACAAUUCGAACGGCUAUGUGCACAAGAAGUUUGCGGCACACAAACGCAAACGAGAUGUGGACCUGAUUUUGGAGCAGAACAAGGAGAACACAACGCUAGACCCGCCACCCUGCAAACGUCGCCAGACGAAAGGUUUCUUUCGCCCCUGGUUAGACAACGAACAGAACAUCGAUGCAGCCGCCAGUAGUCAGCCAGCAGCUGGCUGCACUCAGCAGAAGCCCAGUGCUCCACCAGCUCUUGCCGGCACCUAUCACGCCAACAUGGUUCGCCGUUGCCAGACACCGCGGCAGCGCAGUCCCAAGGAGCAGCAGCGUCGCGAUCGCAACACCUUGGCUUGUCUCUUGAGCCGGCGGGCCAAGCAGGCGCAGGAUGUUCGCUUGUCUCAGCAAUACGAACAAUAUCGUGCGCAGCAGGUUGCCAUAAUGGAACAGCAGGUUCGCUUCAGUCUCUACUAUCGCCAGUUGCUGCAGCAGGCAAUAUUCCAGCAGGGAGUUUCGGCCACGGGCAUUCAACUGCCGCAGCAACAGCAGCAGUUCCUGCAGCAAAUGGCGCUAUCACAGCAACUGCUAAUCUUUGGAUCCCAGCAGUGA